Messenger RNA from Coprinopsis cinerea okayama7#130, 870 nucleotides. RefSeq lists its product as hypothetical. The transcript has 7 exons. The record is from RefSeq and is a predicted model, not a curated record. NCBI's taxonomy places the organism in Eukaryota, Fungi, Basidiomycota, Agaricomycetes, Agaricales, Psathyrellaceae. The coding region runs from base 1 to 870 and encodes 289 amino acids.
AUGGUCUGGACACUGCUGGGCCUUUAUCUUCUCUCUUGCCUUCCAUCCAUCGCGUACGCCCAAACUUCAAAGGCGGUUUGUUUGCCAUAUUACACUUGGAUAAACAAUUCGCAGGGAAAGACUCCAUGCGAAGUCGCAGCCUCUUUGCAAUCAGUCUGCAGCGAAGACGGCAUUUUCGAAGUCCUCCCACUGGCCGAAGAUCAACAUUAUCCAGGCCCAACAUUGGUCGCGAAUGCAAACACAUGGGAAGACAGUGAGAAGGUCAGUCUUACAGCGACCUACGUCUACUUUAAUUCGGACAAGCUCGGAAUUUUAGGUGGAGCGAAUGGUCCGCCAAUUGUCCUCAAGUUCCCUGAGUCACUGCCUGAGGGUGUUCUUGUCCCUGCUUGGGCGUAUCAAGACGUUACUGAAAGCGAUACAUUCGACCAGUUCUUAGCCAGGGAGAAUGCCAACGCAACAGAAUCUUCGGCGGUGUCAGCGCCUGCCCCAGCAGAAACGCUUGUGAAUGGAAAGCUUGGCCCUGAAACCUCCAUUAAAACGGAGCCUGAGGCUGUUGAACCGACCACAACGCCUGAGGGUGAAGCCAAGCCCGCAAGCGAUGCUUCCGAAAAAGAAAAGGCUGGUCAAAUGUCUUAUGCGAAUAAAGUCGGUGGGGCGGUUACAGGCGCGCUGCUCGGGAUCCUCCUCGUCGCCUUGGUUGCCUUUCUGGUUAUUCGUCGCCGCCGUGCACGCCGAUUACGUGUCGGGGAAUUCUUCAACGAUACACGAUCGCGCUCAGAGACUCAGCCUCAUGACGAGAAGGGUCCUAUUGGGAAAGUGGGAGGUGGUGGUCAUCCUACGAUCCAAGUAUCCGGCGCUGAUUAUUCCUAA